Opisthocomus hoazin is the source of this 6348-nucleotide messenger RNA. Lineage: Eukaryota; Metazoa; Chordata; Aves; Opisthocomiformes; Opisthocomidae. The record is from RefSeq and is a predicted model, not a curated record.
AUGAUGUUUCCGCCUCAGGGUAUCCCUGAGGUCCCAGCUUCUGAUCUCCUGAGACCACGCAGUCAAAGGACUACAGGGGACUGGGCCAGACCGGAAAGGAAAGUGCGUAUUGGAGCUUGGAGGGAGCAAGAAGGCAGCGAGAAUGCAGAAUCAAUUGAUCUCAAACAGUUUUUCGACCUACAUUUCUCACAUAUAUAUUAUGUGUUCUUCGAAAACUUUGUGACUAUUGAAGUAGGUCUUAAACAAAAAGGUCACAAGUCUCAGAGAGAAGAAUUAGAUUCUAUUCUCUUUAUUUUUGAGAAAAUUUUGCAACUCCUUCCAGAAAGGAUUCAUCAGAGAUGGCAAUUUCAUAGUAUUGGGUUGAUUUUAAAGAAGCUUCUUCACACUGGAAAUUCAUUAAAGAUACGGCGAGAAGGCGUGCGUCUCUUUCUUUUGUGGCUGCAAGCACUUCAGAAUAACUGUAGUAAAGAACAAUUAUGGAUGUUUUCUUGCUUGAUUCCUGGAUUUUCAUCACCACAGUCUGAAUAUGGCCCACGAACACUAGAUAAUCUCAUUAACCCUCCACUUAAUGUUCAAGAAACUCAAGUGACUAUAGAGGAAAUCACUCCGCUUGUUGCUCCACAAUCAGGAGAUAAAGGACAAGAAGAUUUAACAAGCUAUUUCUUAGAAGCACUUUUGAAAUACAUGGUAAUUCAGGUUAAGAGUUUAGAAUGGAAGAACAAGGAAAACCAGGAGAAGGGAUUUUCAUUUUUAUUCUCAAAUUUUAAGAAAUACUACUUACCUUCUAUUUUCCCAAACAUCUGUAAGGAGACCAGCUUGUAUAACCCUAUACUUGAUAUACCGCAAAUGAGACCAAAGCCACACUAUGUAAUGGUUAAGAAAGAUGCUGAAACCAAUGAGGCAAUAUAUUGCACAAAGGAACCUUUUAUUAAGGCUCGUGUUAUUGUCGUUCGAUGGUUGGUGUCUUUCUGGCUUGAGCCAAAACCUCAUACAGGACCUCAUAUUCCUGGGAUGGAAGGUGAAAAUGUGCCAAAGAAUAUUCAGAGAGCAGCUGCUAGCAUGGCAUCAAGGGAGGACGGCAAAAAUGAUAGUACUGAUAAGCAGGAUAAAAAUGCAGAGCCAGAACAGUCUCAUUCUAAUACAAGUACUCUAACAGAGAGAGAACCAAGUUCUUCCAGCCUCUGCAGUAUUGAUGAAGAGCAUUUAACUGAUAUUGAAAUUGUCAGGAAAGUCUUUUCUUCUAAAAGGAGCAAUGUUAAUUUUCUAACUGAGAUUUUUCGACAGGCAUUUCUGUUGCCGAUAUGUGAAGCAGCUGCCAUGAGGAAAGUGGUAAAGGUGUAUCAGGAAUGGAUUCAGCAAGAAGACAAGCCUUUAUUUAUGAAAGAGCCUGAAGAAAUAAUGCAGUGCACAACUGUAGACUGUGAUGAAAGUGUUGUUGACCCCAGUUCAUCAGAGAAAACAAAAGAAAGAGAAGAGGAAAAAGGGAUGAACUCCAGUCAUGUUAGAAAUUCAAACUGGGCAAGAAAUGGCUGUUACGAAGAUACAUUGCAUAAAAUGUCCGAAAUUGAUACUGAAGAGCAAAAUGUCCGAGCUGGAGUGCAGUCAGUAUUGCAGGUUUUUAUAAUAAAUUCUUCAAAUAUAUUCUUUCUUGAACCUGCAAAUGAAAUUAAAGCUCUGCUGGAUGAACACACUGAUAUGUGUAAACGCAUUCUUAAUAUCUACCGUCACAUGGUAGUCCAAGUGACAAUGGACAAGAAGACAUGGGAACAGAUGCUACUUGUGCUGCUCAGGGUUACUGAAUCUGUGCUGAAAAUACCACCCCAAACUUUCUUGCAGUAUCAAGGCAGAAAAAACUCCACUUUAGCUGGAAGACUUGCAGGACCUCUUUUCCAGACUCUUAUAGUAGCUUGGAUCAAAGCGAAUCUAAACGUGUACAUCUCUCGAGAACUUUGGGAUGACUUGCUGUCUGUAAUGUCAUCGCUGACAUAUUGGGAAGAGCUGGCCACUGAGUGGUCACUGACAAUGGAGACACUAACUAAAGUAUUAGCUAGAAACUUAUAUAGCCUGGACCUCAGUGACCUGCCGUUGGAUAAAUUAAGUGAGCAGAAACAGAAGAAACACAAAGGCAAAGGAGUUGGGCAUGAGUUCCCCAAAUCUUCUGUUGAUAAGUCCUUUUCUAGAGGCUGGAGCCGUGAUCAGCCUGGACAAGCACCAAUGAGACAACGCAGUGCUACAACCACUGGCUCGCCAGGAACAGAAAAGGCAAGAAGUAUUGUACGGCAGAAAACAGUUGCCAUGAGAAGCCGAUCCAUUGGUGAAUGUGCUCUGCCAUCGGCCUAUAUACGCAGUGCUAAAAGUGCUCCUGUUCUGAUCCAUACUUCCAAACCCUUCUUGCCUGAUAUUGUUCUCACUCCCCUUUCUGAUGAGCUUUCAGACAUUGACGAUGCUCAAAUUCUUCCACGUCCACCUCGAGUCAGACAUUUUUCACAGAGUGAGGAUGCUCCAAGUGAAGUUUUUGGUGCAUUAAAUGAGGAACAGCCACUGCCACGAAGCAGCAGCACCUCUGACAUCCUGGAACCAUUCGCAGUUGAACGAUCCAAAGCUAAUAGAGAGGACAUGAGUCAAAAGCUGCACCCUAUUGAUAGUGAUAUUGGCAGCAGCAAUACAAAUGUUCCUGACCUCAUGGAUGAAUUUAUAGCCGAGAGACUCCGCAGUGGUAGUGCACUGAAUGUGACAAGAAGAGGAAGCAGUCCUGGCAGCCUGGAAGUUCCUAAAGACCUUCCUGAUAUACUGAACAAACAGAACCAAAUGCGUCCCAUAGACGACCCAGGCGUGCCUUCCGAGUGGACGUCACCUGCCAGCGCGGGCAGCAGUGACCUUAUCAGUUCAGAUAGCCACUCUGACUCGUUCAGCGCCUUCCAGUAUGAUGGCCGCAAAUUUGAAAAUUUCAGCUUUGGCACUGAGGCAGGGACGCCAGCUUCCACUGACGCUGAUGCAAUUUCAGGACAGCAACAGAGUGCCGAGGAGCAAGAAGUGGCCAGUCUAACUACACUCCACAUAGAUUCGGAAACAAGUAGUCUCAAUCAGCAACCAUUGUCUGCUGAAGCUGCAACUAUUACUGGCUCUGAAAGUGCUUCUCCAAUCCAAUCUGCUCUUGGAUCCCGAUCACAGACACCCUCUCCUGCCACUCUUCAUGCAGAUCAUAUUGAGCAGAAGGAUCUGCAGCUGGAUGAGAAGCUCCACCACUCUGUUUUACAGACGCCAGAUGACCUAGAGACUAGUGAAUUCCCCUCAGAAUGUUACAGCGUGAUGGCUGGGGGAACACUUACAGGAUGGCAUGCAGAUGUUGCUACUGUGAUGUGGAGACGAAUGUUGGGAAUUCUGGGAGAUGUUAACAGCAUCAUGGAUCCAGAGAUUCACGCUCAGGUUUUUGAUUACCUAUGUGAACUGUGGCAGAAUCUGGCCAAGAUAAGAGACAAUCUUGGUAUUUCAACAGAUAACCUAACUUCACCAUCUCCACCAGUUUUAAUUCCACCACUCAGAAUUCUAACGCCGUGGCUGUUCAAGGCAACAAUGCUGACUGAUAAAUACAAACAAGGGAAGCUACAUGCUUAUAAACUCAUUUGUAAGACAAUGAAGCGAAGACAAGAUGUUUCUCCAAACAGGGAUUUUUUAACUCAUUUCUACAAUAUAAUGCACUGUGGACUUCUUCAUGUUGAUCAAGAUAUUGUAAAUACAAUCAUCAAGCACUGCUCUCCUCAGUUCUUUUCACUUGGUUUGCCUGGUGCCACCAUGCUUAUUAUGGAUUUCAUUGUAGCAGCAGGAAGAGUGGCUGCUUCUUCUUUCCUCAAUGCACCAAGAGUGGAAGCGCAAGUUCUUUUAGGAUCUCUAGUCUGUUUUCCCAAUUUGUACCGUGAGCUACCAGCUCUUCACCCAAACAUUCCUGACAUUGCUGUGUCUCAGUUUACAGAUGUUAAGGAACUCAUAAUCAAAACAGUGUUAAGUUCAGCCAGAGAGGAGCCAUCUGGUCCUGCACGAUGUGUUGCUCUUUGCAGCCUUGGUAUUUGGAUCUGUGAGGAGCUGGUUCAUGAAUUGCAUCAUCCUCGGAUCAAGGAAGCACUGAAUGUGAUUUGUGUUUCUUUAAAGUUUCCAAAUAAAACAGUAGCCCAAGUUGCCUGCAGUAUGCUGAACAUGCUGAUACAUUAUGUACAUAGACUUCAAGUGUAUCAAGCUGACUCACCUUUAAGAAUUAUUCAAAUUCUGAUAGCAACUAUUACCCAUCUACUACCCAGUACAGAAGCUUCCUCUUAUGAACAGGACAAGAGGUUGGUGGUUUCUUUACUUCUGUGCUUAUUGGAUUGGAUAAUGGCCUUGCCUCUAAAGACCUUGCUGCAGCCUCUUCACACUGCAGGAGCAGAAAAUGAUAAGACUGAAAGAUCCGUUCUUAAUUGUAUAUAUAAGGUUCUGCAUGGAUGUGUCUAUGGGUCUCAGUGUUUUAGCAACCCGAAAUAUUUUCCUCUAAGCCUUUCUGAUUUGGCAUGUAUGGAUUACGAUCCUUUUAUGCAUUUAGAAAGCUUGAAGGAACCAGAACCACUGCAUUCUCCAGACUCCGAGAGGUCUUCUAAACUUCAGCCAGUCACUGAAGUGAAAACUCACAUGCAACAAGGAUUAAUUUCUGUUGCUGCUCGUACUGUGAUAACGCAUCUAGUCAACCACUUAGGCCACUAUCCUAUGAGCGGAGGUCCUGCUAUGCUAACCAGUCAAGUGUGUGAAAACAACGACAAUCCGUACAGUGAAAGUCCUGAACUUUCUCCUGAACUUUUUGAGAACCCAAACCUUCAAUUCUUUGUGUUAAACAAUACUUCCCUGGUGUCUUGCAUACAAAUCCAAGCAGAAGAUGACAUGCCUGGGGGAGGACUGUCUGCUGGACUUGCAUCUGCUAAUUCAAAUGUUAGAAUUAUAGUGCGUGAUCUAUCUGGCAAAUACUCAUGGGAUUCAGCCAUUUUGUAUGGACCAUCAUCUUUAUGUGGAUCUUCACAACAAACGUCUUUUGCACUUUCAUUAUCUCAGCAAGAUAAACCAGAAGAUGCUCUCUCAUCUUUCGAGCAUGUGGAGGAUAUAUCUGCGAGGGAUGGAAUUACACUCCAAGUGAAAAGGAAAUUUAGAGACACUGUACCAACGUGGGAUACUAUCAGGGAUGAGGAAGAUGCCCUUGAUGAGCUCCUGCAGUAUUUAGGUGUUACAAGCCCUGAAUGCUUACAAAGACUGAAACAGCAUACAGAAGAGAGGGAAUUUGUUGAAAAGCAUUUCAAUGAUUUAAAUAUGAAGGCUAUGGAGCAGGACGAGCCAACCUCACAAAAGCCCCAGUCAGCAUUUUAUUACUGCAGAUUACUUCUCAGUAUACUGGGAAUGAAUUCUUGGGAUAAAAGAAGGAGCUUUCAUCUCCUGAAGAAAAAUGAGAAGUUACUUCGAGAACUCAGAAAUUUGGACUCAAGACAAUGCCGAGAGACACACAAGAUUGCAGUGUUUUAUGUUGCUGAGGGACAAGAAGAUAAACACUCCAUUCUUACUAAUACUGGGGGAAGUCAAGCCUAUGAGGAUUUUGUAGCUGGUCUUGGCUGGGAGGUAAAUCUCACAAACCAUUGUGGCUUUAUGGGAGGACUGCAAAAAAACAAAAGCACUGGAUUGACCACUCCAUAUUUUGCUACCUCGACAGUAGAAGUAAUGUUCCAUGUGUCAACAAGAAUGCCUUCUGAUUCAGAUGACUCUUUAACAAAAAAGCUAAGACAUUUAGGAAAUGAUGAAGUGCACAUUGUCUGGUCAGAGCAUACUCGAGAUUAUAGAAGAGGAAUAAUUCCAACAGAAUUUGGUGAUGUUCUUAUAGUUAUCUAUCCCAUGAAAAACCAUAUGUUCAGUAUCCAGAUCAUGAAAAAGCCUGAGGUUCCGUUUUUUGGUCCACUCUUUGAUGGUGCUAUUGUGAAUGGAAAAAUUCUUCCUAUUAUGGUUCGAGCAACAGCUAUAAAUGCAAGCCGUGCAUUGAAAUCAUUAAUCCCAUUAUACCAAAACUUUUAUGAGGAGAGAGCACGAUACCUGCAAACAAUUGUUCAACAUCAUCUGGAGCCUACGACUUUCGAGGAUUUUGCUGCUCAGGUUUUCUGUCCAGCACCUUACCACCAUUUGCCCUCAGAUGCAGGCUUCUGCCCAGAGACUCAGCCGGGAGAAGCUCCAGCAGCAGCACCAGCACAGGUGGAUGGAACAGACUUAGCCUCUCCAAUGUCUCCUCGGACUAGCAAGAGCCGCAUGUCCAUGAAACUGCGCCGCUCCUCGGGCUCGGCCAACAAGUCCUAA